Messenger RNA from Trichobilharzia regenti, 588 nucleotides. The record is from the annotation of a GenBank genome assembly. Lineage: Eukaryota; Metazoa; Platyhelminthes; Trematoda; Strigeidida; Schistosomatidae.
AUGGAUUUCGUUAGAGAAAUUGUUUAUUGGCAUGAGCCCAUGAAGUCGGGUAUUGUUGCAGCCGUUGGGCUGACAUUACUCUUAAGUCUGUCAUCCAUGUCCCUGGUCUCUUUUAUCGCCUACAUCGGAAUUGCGAUAAUGUGCUGCACGACGGCUUGCAAGCUUUAUGGUUUUAUUACGCGUCAAUUCAAAUCAAAUCAGGAUUCACCGAAAAACCCAUUUGAAUUUUGGCUUGAAUUGGAGAUGACUUUACCUGGAGAAAAAAUUGGCGAGCGUGUCGCAGCCUUGUGUGAAAAAUUGUCCGAAAAGUUGAAUUAUUUACGUCGCGUAUUGUGGUUGGAAGAUUACUUUGAGACUGUAAAGUUGGUUGUGUGUUUAUACCUACUUUCCGUAGUAGGUGCUUGGUUUAAUUUGCUUACCCUGAUAACUAUAGCAUUUGUUCUCGGGAUGACUUGUCCUAAAAUAUAUUUAUUAUGCAAGCCCCAGUUUGAUGCGGCAUUCCAAACAACUAAGGAGAAAAUCUUCAGUAUGCUUAAAUUCGCUGAAGCGAAAGUAUCAGGGCUUCGUGGGAAGCCUUCUACAGAAUAA